This is a messenger RNA of Orussus abietinus, 3182 nucleotides long. RefSeq names its product cyclic AMP-dependent transcription factor ATF-7 (gene Atf-2). Bases 405 to 1880 code for a protein of 491 amino acids. NCBI's taxonomy places the organism in Eukaryota, Metazoa, Arthropoda, Insecta, Hymenoptera, Orussidae. The record is from RefSeq and is a predicted model, not a curated record. Gene Ontology annotation, biological process: regulation of transcription by RNA polymerase II. The transcript is spliced from 7 exons. Gene Ontology annotation, molecular function: cAMP response element binding; DNA-binding transcription factor activity, RNA polymerase II-specific.
UGCGCUCAUGGUUGCGCUAUCGAUGUCAACUGGAACUCGAAGUAGAACGUCUCUGACGAGUAGAAAAUUGGCGAGCUCCGCGAAGUGAGAACCCGGUCAUGAUGUUUGCUUCCAAAAAUUACUACGUGUGACUUGAUUAAAAAAAGCUGAUAUGACCUUAAAUCGUUACAUCUUCCUCUCGAGGAAACGUUUUAAGUUCUAUUUUGUAUUUCCAACGAUGUGGAACCUUGUCACGGUACUGCAAUACUUCUGAAGAAAAUGGGCGACUCCGAUAAGCCUUUUGCUUGUCCCUGUUUGGGUUGUAACAUGAAAUAUUUAGAGACCGGACACCUUACGCUUUCCUAAAGGAAUUCUCCAUAUUUUCUGACAAUUACACGUAGAGUUUCACCAACGAGGAUCAUCUUAUGGUUCAUAAGAAGAAGCACGACAUGAUUUUAAACCUUGGUGUAAGCAAUAGGAACAAUGCCUUUGUAGCGGAUCAAACCCCAACUCCUACAAGGUUCAUUCGAAACUGCGAAGAGGUAGGCCUUUUUCAAGACUUGCAAAAUGUCAAUCCAUUCGAAGAAACCUUCCGCAGAGCUGUCGAGACUGGAAAGACCGGACCAUUUGCGGUAUCUGAGGUAGCAACAUCCGAUGACACUUUACAUACUCCACAUGUAUUCCCUCGCAUGUCAGAUGCAUUGGGAGUUCAAGCACUUUCUGACGAUCUCGUCUCUGCUUCUGAUAAAAAAACUAGUGAAACGAAAUGUUCCGUUGAAACACGAACCGAUACCAAGAUACAUCAAACCACCGAACAAAUGUCAAAAGACAUUACCAUUUUAACAUCCUCUACAGAAGUCAAACGAAUUUCCGAAACCAUAGUGAUUCAUGAACAAAACACCCUAACAAGAUCAAGGGAUGUCCAAGAAGCUCGUACGCCUCAGUUAUCUAUAAACGGCGAGGAAGUGCAGUUGUUGUUAAAAACUGCAGACGGGAAAUUUAUGCAACUCUCAGCUAUUCAAGUUCCUGAAUCACAGAUUCAACAAAGAAGUGUCAUUCCAAAAUUGAAACCUCAAAUUGUCGUAAUCAAAACCGAGCCCUCUUUGAGAAGUAUAUCGAAAACCAAAGAGAAUGAGACUCACGAUCCCAGACUAACUCUUGCCAAAAUGAAACUGAAGCAGAUGCUAGCUAAAUCCUCCAGAAUUGAAAGUGACAAGACAUCCGAAGAGUUUGAGGGAGAGCAAUUGAUGGUUCCUAAAGAGAGAAGGACCAGAAGCAUCGAUCGACACAAAAAGCAAGAACUUUUAGAACGUAACCGAGCAAGUUCAAUGCGUGCAAGAGCCAAAAGGAAGGCUUGGAUUCAACAACUCGAAAGGACAGUUUCUAAUGUUAACGAAACCAAUGCUGCUCUGCAAAUGGAGGUUCGAGCUUUAAGAGCCGAAGUUUCCAAGCUUAAAGUCUUGCUUCUUGCACAUAAGGAGUGUCCGGUUACCAAAGCCAUGGAAAAAGGAAAUGGAAUUUUAAUAGGAUCGAAAGUAAUUCCAUUGGGAGCAGAGACAAUCUCAGCAUUUCCAGUGGCUACAGGAAGCGUCCCUUUAAAAAGAAGUACCUUAUUAUCAGAAGUGCCAAUUCUUUCUAAAAGAAAGCCGUCAUUAGCCACUACGAAAACUUCCGCGAUACUGCCAAAGACAAAACACGAAACCCAAAGUGCAUUACACCGGACAAGAACUGUCGAUUCUACGCCAGUCGUCAAGUUGGUAGAAGUGGGACAUUUCGUCAAAAAGAGAAAUAAUGCGAAGCAAAUUUUAACGGUAGAAAAUAAUCGGGAGAAAAUUAAUGAUUCGACGUCCAGACGGAAUGCACAAACCGAGCCUUGCUUUAAAUCAGAAUGUACAACUUGAAAAACUAGAAGCAGAAUGUAAAAAAAUGCCAAAGUUGGAUCUCAAAGACCGCUGGAUCAUCUCACCCGACUGGCCGAUACCGACACAUUUCUAAUCGCAGGAUGCGAGUGCCACGGCUUUAUCAAUUUACCCUAUAUUUGUGUCAUAUUCACAUAAUUAAGUAGAAGAGUCAUACCUAUUUUUGAUACUUACAAGUCAUUUCUCGUGCAACCGUUCUUUAUUAGAAUGUAGGCAAGUCGAGUGAUAUCGCGACACCAGUCGGUACUCAACGACAACGGACGUUGACAAAGGAAGUAAUCGUUUUUACAAUUUGUUUCUCUGUCCGAAGGGAGGGGGAACAAUAAGAGAGCUGAUAUCGUAACCUAGAUGAAAACAAAUGCCUUAGCGUUAAACGACGAAGAAUACCAACCGGAGAUUCACCCCGCAAACAAAUGUAUUUCACGCUCGCAACCAGGGCUCCGCUAGAAGUACAUCGAUGCAACGGAUGUUGUUCGCUGUUUCGAACACAACUUCGCAACCGUAAUCAUUAUACAACGGACCCGUUUCAUGCAUACGUCCAAUCGACGGACGAGCGCUCGGUAACCAACUAUUCCACUACGCCUACUUAUUCACAAUUCGCUCGAUAGCAAUGCCGUGUACAUCUCCCCUUAUCGGUUAACGAGUAACCGAAGCAAUACAGUGGUCAAAGGUGGGCAACCAGCGAGUAUUUAGAUUCUAGAUUUUAGAUCCCAGUAGACGCGCACCUAAUCUAAUGGACACGUCCCACGGUGGAUCCGUAACCCCCCGGCCCUUAUCAGUUCUCCGUCCAGUCGUCUAAAACAUUAACACCGGACGAGAGAAUGAUAAGGGACUGUGGGCACGCGUUUCGGCGAUUUAUCGGUUGCGAGAGAGCGCUCUCGUUAUCGCUCCUCGAAGGCAGAAGAGCGUUGUUCGUAGGGGCAGUUUUCAUGGCAGAGUCGAGAACACGUGGCGGAGAAUAAAUAAACUCGCAGAUAAGAUUCGCCCGAGUCAACGAUGACGAAACGCUCGCCCAUCGGGGGACCCUCCUCGCUCGACUCGACGCAAAGAGAAGAGUUCUUUUCGUCGAUAUAGCUUACGCGAGGCCGGUCGAUCGCGCGAUCGAAAAACGGACCUCGAGCCGGAUUCCGCACAGCUGCAGGUCGGCCCGAUGACGUCGGUUCCGUGCCAGAAGCGACCAAUACCGUCGUCCACGUCGACGAUAAUUCAACGAUUAUCCUUGGUACGGUCCGCUGGCUAGUUAUUGCGCGACGUAAAUCGCGAGUAUCGGCGCAAAUUCUAACG